Messenger RNA from Onychomys torridus (southern grasshopper mouse), 931 nucleotides. RefSeq names its product ribonuclease H1-like. The coding region runs from base 4 to 609 and encodes 201 amino acids. Gene Ontology annotation, biological process: DNA replication, removal of RNA primer. The record is from RefSeq and is a predicted model, not a curated record. Lineage: Eukaryota; Metazoa; Chordata; Mammalia; Rodentia; Cricetidae. Gene Ontology annotation, molecular function: RNA-DNA hybrid ribonuclease activity; nucleic acid binding. The transcript has a single exon.
ACAAUGCUAUUAAAUCCCGACCGGAUUUGGUUCGGGGCUGCAGUCUCUCUCAACCCAGCGACUCUGCUUCCAGACUCGGACUCUCACCUCUCCAUCGAACAUGAUUGUCACCAAUUUCUGGCAGAAGUACACGGGACCCGUGAAGACUUAACUGACCAACCUCUGCCAGAUGCUGAACAUACCUGGUACACGGAUGGGAGCAGUUUCCUGCAUAACGGUGAGCGAAAGGCGGGGGCAGCAGUAGUAGAUGGGACCACAGUCAUCUGGGCGUCGGCCCUGGAGCCCGGAACCUCAGCACAGAGGGCCGAACUCAUCGCCCUGACGCAGGCAUUGACAAAGGCCCAGGGAAAAAAGGUCAACAUUUACACAGACAGCCGGUAUGCUUUUGCUGCCGCGCAUGUCCAUGGAGAGAUUUAUCGAAGGCGGGGCCUGUUAACUUCAGCGGGAAAAGAUAUUAAAAACAAAAAGGAAAUCCUAGACCUCCUACAGGCCCUCUUCCUACCUAAGAAGGUGAACAUCAUCCAUCGUCCGGGUCCCCGGGUGGGGAGGGACCCUGUAGCGGUGGGAAACAGGAUGGCGGAUGAAACUGCUAGGACGACAGCCUUAUAAAACCAAACCUUUGCCUUAACCACAUCCCAGGAAGGGCAGCCAAACAAACAGCCUCUCUUCCAGUAUUCAGAUCAGGACAUAGAGAUGGCCAAAAAGUUAAAGGCAACCUUUAACAACUUAACCGGAACUUGGGAAUACAAAAAUAAAACUAUAUUGCCCCAAAAGGAUGCAAGGAGACUGGUCACUUACCUGCACAGGUGGACUCACUUGGGUUAUAAAAAGCUAGAAACUCUUUUACAGAGAGAGGAACAGUUUCAUUACAUUCCAGAUUUAUCGGGCAUAAUUAAACAAGUUGUAGACUCUUGUAUUCCCUGUGCCAAGG